AUGGGAAUAAAAACGCUUCAUUUGGAUGCAGUUGAAGAUGCUCACUCAAGGUUUCAGGCCCUGACCACGGCCAUAAACAGAAGCAAUGCUCCCUACCUCUUACGGCUGGCAAACCGGCUCUUUGGAGAGAAGUCCUACAGCUUUUUGCCGGAUUUCCUGGCUAAUACUCAGAAAUUUUAUGGAGCGGAUCUGGCUACAGUCGAUUUUCUUCAGGCCUGUGAUGAAGCCAGGAAAGAAAUUAACCAGUGGGUAGAGGAGAAAACGGAAGGCAAAAUCCCCAGUGUGCUGCCUGAAGGCUCAGUUGACAGCAGGACCAGGCUGGUGCUGGUGAAUGCUAUUUAUUUCAAAGGGAACUGGGCAGAGAAAUUCCGAGAAGCCAGAACUACUGACAUGCCAUUUCGGUUAAAUAAGAAUGAAAGGAAGACAGUCAAAAUGAUGUACCAGAAAAAUGAAUUUCCUUUUGGGUAUUUCCCUGACAAGAAGCUCCGUGUUCUAGAGCUGCCUUAUGAUGGAAAAGAACUUAGUAUGAUCAUCCUGUUACCUGAUGACAUUGAAGAUGACUCCACUGGCCUGCAGCAGCUGGAGAAGCAGCUUACCUUAGAGAAGCUCCAGGAAUGGACACGUCCAGAGAAUCUCUAUUCUGAUGAUGUUUGUGUGCAUUUGCCAAAGUUUAAGCUAGAAGAAAGCUAUGACCUUCAAUCAGACUUGCGUGCUCUGGGCUUGUUGGAUGUAUUUGACAGUGGCAAGGCUGACUUGUCUGGAAUGUCAGGGGCACGUGACCUUUUUGUCUCUAAAGUUGUCCACAAAGCUUUUAUAGAAGUGAAUGAGGAAGGCACAGAAGCUGCAGCUGCUACUGCUGUCCGUUUUCAGUAUUGCUGUGGUCGUAUGAAUCAGCCCUAUUUCAAAGCUGACCAUCCUUUCCUUUUCUUUAUUCGCCACAACCCCACUCGGAGCAUUCUCUUCCUUGGCAGAUAUGCUUCUCCAUAG
Molecule: messenger RNA, 987 nt
Organism: Chaetura pelagica (chimney swift)
Lineage: Eukaryota; Metazoa; Chordata; Aves; Apodiformes; Apodidae
Product: leukocyte elastase inhibitor-like
Exons: 6
Coding region: 1-987 (328 amino acids)
Biological process (GO): negative regulation of endopeptidase activity
Molecular function (GO): serine-type endopeptidase inhibitor activity
Source: RefSeq, a predicted model, not a curated record